Messenger RNA from Trichoderma gamsii, 309 nucleotides. RefSeq lists its product as hypothetical. The record is from RefSeq and is a predicted model, not a curated record. The transcript has 4 exons. Bases 1 to 309 code for a protein of 102 amino acids. NCBI's taxonomy places the organism in Eukaryota, Fungi, Ascomycota, Sordariomycetes, Hypocreales, Hypocreaceae.
AUGCCCGUUUACCACGUCGUUCUCUUCAAAUUGAAGCCGGAAGUCACCGCAAAGCAGCUAGAAGACUGGGGAAAGUUGGCUUACGCCAUGUUAGGCCAAGUUCCUGGUCUAACUAAAAUCUCCUUUGGGAAACCGUUGCCUAUGACUGCUUCCAGGGCGAAGGGUUUUGAUAUGGGUCUUGUGGCAAUUUUGGAUUCGCCAGCCGCUCUUUCUACCUACGCGGCUCAUGAUGCCCACCUCCCAGUUAUGGCAUUGAGGGAAGAACUCUGCGUCGAUGCUAUGGCUUAUGAUCUUGAAUUCGACGUCUAG